Molecule: messenger RNA, 1045 nt
Organism: Prosopis cineraria
Lineage: Eukaryota; Viridiplantae; Streptophyta; Magnoliopsida; Fabales; Fabaceae
Product: probable disease resistance protein At5g47250
Exons: 2
Coding region: 392-1045 (217 amino acids)
Molecular function (GO): ADP binding
Source: RefSeq, a predicted model, not a curated record
GGUGUUUCACCUUUCUUUUUCAACCUCUCUUGCCUACGGUUUUUCGUUCUACCAACUUUACCUUUCUGUUCUCUAUCCCUCUGUUUCUCUGAACGAGUGAAUUUCAACUCUGACCCCUGAAAUUAUCAAGUUCCUUGCGCGUUCAUUGUGGAUCGUAGAGAAGAGUAGAAGCUUAGCACAUAAUCAAACAUUUUGAAGAGAUUGCAAGAAGAGGGUGGCAUAGGUGAGGAAGACAUGGGUGAUGCAACGCUGUGACCAUUAUUUCAGUCUGCAGAAACAACCCAAGUGGGAUCUGAGUUUCGUGUUCUAAAACAAGCUUGCUAAUCCAGCUGCUGCAAUUUACAUCGUGCAUUUUAUAUUCCUCGGUUUGUUUGAAUUCUUUGAAGCCUCCAUGGAAGUUGUUCCCAGUGUGUUAAACAUCAUAGGCUCGUGUUGCUCAUUGCAUGAAGUCGUUAGAACAAAGCAUAAACACUUGAGAACACUCAAAAGGAGUAUUCGGCAGAUGAAUAAUUUGAUGCAAAGGCUGGAUGCUCAUGAAAGGGAUGUUGAACAUGAAAUAAACCAAUUGCGGGCGGAAUCAACAAAUGUGUGUAGUACAUGGCGUGAGCAAGUUGGUCAGGUAAGAAGUGAAGUGCGCAAUCUCAUGGAUGAAAAUGGCCGGCUUAGACAAACUAAAUGGUUCAGUUUUAUUUGUUCAAGAAUCAAGUUAGGGGAACUUGUUGAGGAGAAGAUCCGAGAUAUUCGUGAACUUAUAGAGACUGUUCCAGAUUUAAAGGAUGUUGCUAUUCCUGUAGGCAAAAGAGGUGAUAUUUUGUCUGCAACGCCAAUGAUGGGAUGCGAAACACACAAGCAAAUAUUUAUGAAGAUCCGGGGAUUCUUGUCUGAUGAGAAUGUUAGAAGGAUUGGUAUUUGUGGUUUGGGAGGAGCCGGUAAAACAACUAUUAUGUCAGAAAUUAACAAUCACCUGUUGAAUAAUAGCAAUGAGUUUAACUGCAUUAUUUGGGCGGAAGCAUCAAAGGAUCUAGAGAAGUUGCAACAGAUAUAG